Molecule: messenger RNA, 2157 nt
Organism: Symbiodinium sp. CCMP2456
Lineage: Eukaryota; Dinophyceae; Suessiales; Symbiodiniaceae
Source: the annotation of a GenBank genome assembly
AUGGCUCGCCUGUCGGCGUCCCCUGUUUCGAGAUCGCUUGUGACACCUCGCCCAAUUCUAAGUCUGUUCGCUUGCCUGAUUUGGGUCGGCCACGUGUGGUGCUCGUUGGCUGCUGCCGCCGAGCCAGUCGCUGCUCCGGCUGCCGACGCUGCGGAAGCGCCUACGAAGGCUCAAAUCGCGCAGUGGAUCGAUCAACUCGACAGCGAUAAGUUUCUGUUGCGCGAAAAUGCCACCCAGAAAUUGAUUUCUGCCAAGCGUGAAGCGAUCCAGCCGUUGGCCGAUGCCGUGCGGACAGGAAGUCUUGAGAAAGCCUUUCGCUGCAUUCACGUGCUACGGGCUUUUGCCAUUGGGGAUGACAUCGAAACCGAAGUCGAAGCUAGUGCCAAACUGGCCCUCAUUGCCGCGACUGAGCAUGAUCGGGUGGCAGCCUAUGCUGGGGACGUGCUCAAGAAGAUUCAGCCUGUUCAGCAGGAACGUGCGAUUCGCAUCUUAAGCAGUCUCGGUGUGAAGUUCACUAGUUUCGGCCCGAUCCAAGGGUUUCAAACGGUCGACGAAGGCCCUGGCGUAUGGAUUACGGACGCGUACACCGGAGAUGCGAAACAUCUGCAUUACCUGCAGCACUUGUCGUUCAUUGAAGAUGUCCAGAUCGAGAACGACAAAGUCACCGCCGACUGGUUUGCCGAGAUCGCCAAGAUGCCCAACGUUCGGCUUCUGACGGUAAAGGAUGGCCCCGUCGAUAUCGAAAUGCUUCGCGAGCUGGAACCGAUCUUGCCAAAGCUGAACUGGAUUCGACUUUAUUACUUGAAUCUGAAGGGGAGCCCUGCCCCGCUGUUUUCCAAGAUGAAUAGCCUCGGUAGUGCCGAACUUUACGGAAUGGUGAUCGACGGCGAAGAGCUUUUCCAGGAUGAGAACGAGCAGCAAAGCAUUAUGGCUGCGUUGCCUGGACGCUUGCCAGAGAACAUUAAGUUUCGCAGCGGUGGCUUUCUAGGAGUUCGCGGUUCCAAUGAUGCUACGCGUGGCCCGUGUGUCGUGCAAAGUGUCGAUCAAGAUACUGGGGCGUACAAAGCGGGGCUUCGUGGCGGCGAUACCGUUACCGAGGUGAAUGGAACGGAAGUCGAAAGUUUCAUGCACUUGAUCGAACUGCUGAAGGACAAAAAAGCUGGCGAUCGGGUCGAAAUGACGACCAUUCGCGGCACUCAGACACGCAAGCUCGACGUGUUGUUGGGGCGAUUGCCCCUACGAUACGGCUCGCCUUCGUGCCGCCAGAAGUGGCACGCGACAAAAGGAGUUGUCGGCCACAUGCUAUCACCUGCCCCUAGAAUUCUUAUUACGCGACUGAGUGCUCUGGGAGAUACCGUCCUGACUCUGCCGGUGCUAUGCGCACUGCGAAAGGAAUUCCCCGCGGCACAAAUUGGUUGGGUUGCCGAGCCGAUGGCUGCCAAAGUGUUGGCCGAUCGUACUGAUCUCAACUUCCUUUUCACUGUUGAAAAAGGUUGGCUCACCAAGCCAGCCGAGAUCAAUCGCCUGCGUCGUGCCUUGUCGCGGCACAAGUUCGAGAUCGUGUUGGACGUACAAGGCCUUACCAAAAGCGCCGCCGCUGGCUGGCUUUCCGGGCGAAAGCACCAAAUCACCUUCACACGCGGGCAAGCGCGAGAACACGCUCCGAAUCUGGCCGGUAGGCACAUCACGCCGAAAUCAACGUACAUUGCCGAGAAGUACCUCGAGCUUCUCCAACCGCUGGGAAUCGAGAACCCAGGGCUUGAGUUUCAGAUGCCAUACGAUGCGGUGGCACACGAAACAAUGGCCAGGCGGAUGCCGGUAAUUGCCUCGGGACGUUAUGCCGUGCUGAACGUUGGUGCUGGAUGGUUCUCGAAGACCUGGGUUCCGGCCCGCUUUGGAGAAGUCGCCGCCGAUCUAAGCAUGCGGUACGAGAUUCCCAGUGUCUUGCUGUGGGGAAACGACGACGAGUACAAGUACGCCGAAGAAGCUGCUGAAACGGCUCGAGCCAUCGCGCCGAAUUCGGUCAGCAUCCUACCGAAAAUGUCGAUCGCCGAAAUGAAAGAAACGAUUCGGCAUGCGAACCUGUUAAUCAGCGGCGAUACGGGUCCACUACACUUCGGUGUAGCCCUCGAAACGCCGACGAUUUCCUUGUUCGGA